Diaporthe citri is the source of this 1848-nucleotide messenger RNA. RefSeq lists its product as uncharacterized. Lineage: Eukaryota; Fungi; Ascomycota; Sordariomycetes; Diaporthales; Diaporthaceae. The coding region runs from base 1 to 1848 and encodes 615 amino acids. The transcript is spliced from 7 exons. The record is from RefSeq and is a predicted model, not a curated record.
AUGCUGAUUCGUGUGGGCACCCGUGUGCACCGCGCCUUCAACCCGAAACCCGUCCUGGGCGAUGCUAUCGGAUGCCUAAUCUACUCGUUCCUGUGCCUGAUCGCCAACAGCCUCCUGGUCUGGCUGAUCUGGACGCACAAUGAGAGGAAGACUUACAUCGCCUUCAUCGCAUACUUCACUCUCAUCGCCACCUACUCGAGUAUUAUCCAGCAGCUCUAUGACUACAUCUUCUGGAGGGACGUCAUGGUCGCGCAGUACUACUAUGGCAAGGACCAUGCAGAUGACGCCGAGGUGCAAUACCAGAAGGGCAUCUUCGGCCUCAAGUUGGUUCUCUCAUAUAUCCGCAUCUUCGCCUUCACGGUGGAAUCAACUUUGGUUUUCUUUUUUUCCUUUUCCUUGACGGCAACCGUCUAUGGCUGGUGGGCAAAGAAGCCAAAAGCCCUACGAAUAUUAUCCAUUACGGGCCGGAUCGUCCCAAUCACCCUGGCAGUGAUAAUGAUCAUAUUGCUCCAGCUUGACUUCACUCAUGCGGACUUCAUGGUCUACAUGGCCAUAGCAAAUGCGCAAUUCUUGCUCAGUCUUGUGGGAGCAUGUAUAUUCCUGCUCAUGAUUCUCUUCAAGUACAUGCAGACGCGCCGGCUACUGAAAACAUGGGAUGGGGUCCAGUACGGAAAGGGGGGGACAUCAACUGCUACAUCAGGGAUGAGAAGCCUCCGGAGCCGGGCCAACUCAAAUAGGAACAGGCCGACCAACGGUUCAUUCGACAACUGGCUCGUCAUCCGUCUCUCAAUAGCUUUUGUGAUGCUAUGCGUAUUCGAAUACACCAAUGUUGGGCCCAGGCUUACGGCAAAGGGCCACGUCGUAGAAAGCGCAUACAAGCCCGAGCCCGACACAUCACACAAACGGGCACUCUCCAGCGUCAGAGGCUACCUAUCAGGGGUGUCGCCCAGCCUCCUCGCCUUCAUAGUCUUCGGCACCACCAAGACGUUCCAGAAGAAGAUGUACAGGGCCUUCGUGCCCAGGUUCCUCCGAAAGGGCAGCCGCGCAGAUGACGACGACGACAUGUUCAGGUGCCGGACCCCGGCCCAGCUGCCCUCGUCGAGAUACAGCAGCACCGUCCGGGCGUCCUCGACUACGCUGCCGCCGCCCCCGAGCACGGCCACCACGUACGUCAACUCGACGCGCUCCCUCUCGCACCAGGACUCGAGCCUCUCCAUGCGCAAGCCCGAGCCGGCCGCGCUGCUCUCCACCAUCCCGGACGAGCCCGACGACUUCGCCGAGGUUGACCCGCGGUUCCCGCGCCGCAGCCAGAUCGGCAUGGCGCUCAGCAAGUUACCCACGCCGCCGAGGGUGGACGACGGAUACGGGUGUAGCGGGUCCUGGCAGGACAGCAGCAACAACGGCCCAUACUCACCGAAAGCUCCCAUCUACUCCAGCAUCCGCAGCCACUCCCGCAACGAGAGCCUCCCGAGCCCCCGGCCCCACUCGCGCCACCACAGCUUCUCCAGGCCCACGAGCCGGUCCGUCGACCACGGGCAACCACCCCCUCCAACCACCCCUCGGCUGCCGACGCACUCGAUCGAGCUGAGCCGCGGGCGCAGCCGGAGCCGCUCGAGGUCGAGGGUUAGGACGGGCGCCUUCUCCCGGGACGCGUCGCACGACAGCAGCAGCAGCAGGGUGCCGAUGUCGCGGUUCAACAGCCUCGCGGGCGGCGGCGGCGGUAGUAUCAGGGGCAGGACCGCCGCGGCGGAGACCAUCAUCGACGACGGGGCCAGCAGCGCCGGUGCUUCUAUGACGACCAUCUGGAGCGAUUCGCCGCGGCGGGGCAGUAAGCAUAGUAGGAUAUGA